This is a messenger RNA of Phycomyces blakesleeanus NRRL 1555(-), 1017 nucleotides long. RefSeq lists its product as hypothetical. Gene Ontology annotation, molecular function: hydroxypyruvate reductase (NADH) activity; glyoxylate reductase (NADPH) activity; hydroxypyruvate reductase [NAD(P)H] activity. NCBI's taxonomy places the organism in Eukaryota, Fungi, Mucoromycota, Mucoromycetes, Mucorales, Phycomycetaceae. The record is from RefSeq and is a predicted model, not a curated record. The transcript has 8 exons. Gene Ontology annotation, cellular component: cytosol. Bases 1 to 1017 code for a protein of 338 amino acids.
AUGUCUCAUUUUUGUGGAAGACUUUCUACUAUUUUGUCCCGCCCUCUGGCCCAGCGCUCCUUAUUUCACUCCCAGUCUGUCUUGUAUGGCCCAAGAGUAGUGGCUACUCGUAAGCUCCUUCCAGAGAGCCAGGCACGUCUCGAAGCCCAGGGGUUUGAUUUGGUCCAAUGGAAGGAAGAUGCUUCGAUGCCCCGAGAUCUGCUCUUGAAAGAAGUCAAAGGUGCCGAUGCUCUUUUGUGCGUAUUGUCCGAUAAAAUUGAUAAGGAAGUAUUUACCACUGCAGGUCCUCAGCUUAAGCUGGUUACCACUAUGAGUGUAGGUUAUGAUCACAUCGAUCUUGCUACUGCUCGCGAGACAGAGACUAAGAUUGGCUACACACCCGACGUAUUGACCGAUGCUACUGCUGAUCUUACCUCUGUACGUGCUGCAGAGACAGGCGAGUGGAGAGAGUGGCGCCCUGACUGGUUGUGUGGAUCACAAUUUACAAACCGUACUUUGGGUGUCGUUGGAUUGGGCCGCAUUGGCGAGGCUGUUGCUAGUCGUCUCAAAGCAUUUGGAAUUGGAGAAGUUCUUUACUGGGGUAGAAAUAAGAAGCCUGUUGUCGAAGCUAAAUUGAACGCUAAACUUGUAUCCAUGGACACCCUCUUGGCUGACUCUGAUUAUAUUGUUGUAUGCUGUGCCAUGACACCUGAUACUAAGGAGCUGUUUGACUAUGAAGCUUUCUCUAAGAUGAAGAAGAGCGCUAUUUUUGUUAAUACUGCUCGUGGUGGUAUUGUCAAGCAAGACGAUCUUGUACGCGCAUUGGAUGAAAAGCUUAUUGCUGGCGUUGGUCUGGAUGUUACGACACCUGAACCCUUGCCUAUCGAUCAUGCACUAUUCAAGUUCCCUAAUUGUGUGAUUCUUCCCCACUUGGGAAGCGCUACUGUAGAAGCUCGCGAAGAAAUGGGACAAAUGUGCAUUGAGAACAUUGUUGCUGCUCUUGAUGACAAGGCCAUACCAUUCGGUCUUCGCUUGUAG